CAACAUCCAGUGUUAGCGGAGUCAAACUAGUCAGAAUGGAAACCGGAUGUUGUGGGUUUGUCGAAUCGUUUUUUUUUUUCCUCUACCGACUCCGUGAUGUGUUUCACUGUGAUCAUGUGGCAUACAGUCAAUGAACAGGUUCUCCGGCGAUGCUUUAUUUUGAAGGAUUUCCGGAUGUCGUUGCCCCUUGCUUGCUAACCUGACACUAUUAAUGGAACUCGUUGUGAAAAUGGGAGCAACGUCGAUGUAACUUGUACAAUCCCACUGUCUACUGAGAUACUCAACCUUGGCUCGUUCUACUUCCAAAGCUUUUGGGUGCUCGCCGUGAGCAUGGCGGACCGGGAGGAGCGCCGCUUCGCCGAGGUCUCCCGGGAGUCUGUCAAACUCGUGGCCGAAGGUGCAGGCGUGGAGCUGGGCGAUGAUGUGGCUGCUCUGCUGGCUGAGGACGUGUGUUACCGGCUCAGGGAGGCGACACAGAGCAGCUCUCAGUUUAUGAGACAUGCCAAGAGGAGGAAGCUGACAGUGGAGGACUUCAACAGAGCUCUGCGCUGGAGUAAUGUGGAGGCCAUUUGUGGCUACGGGGCCCAGGAUGCUCUUCCUUUCCGUUCAGUCAAAGAAGGAGAGCUAUUCUUCAUCGAGGAUCGGGACAUCAACCUGGUUGAGUUGGCUCUGGCCACCAACAUUCCCAAGGGCUGUGCCGAGACCAUGGUACGAGUGAAUGUGUCAUACCUGGACGGGAAAGGUAACCUGGAGCCUCAGGGGACAGUUCCCACAGCGGUGCAGUCUCUGUCAGAUGAACUGUUGAAGUACUACCAGCAGAUCACACGGGCAAUCCUUGGAGAGGACCCCCACCUUAUGAAGGUGGCUCUGCUGGACCUCCAGUCCAACUCCAAGAUUGCUGCCCUCCUGCCAUACUUUGUUUAUGUCAUCAGUGGGGUGAAGUCAGUAAGCCAUGACCUGGAGCAGCUCAACAGGCUUCUCCACAUGGUGAAGAGCCUGGUCCAGAACCCCUACCUGUACCUGGGCUCAUACGUGCGCAGCCUGGUCUCCAGCGUCAUGUACUGCAUCCUGGAGCCGCUGGCUGCCUCCAUCAACCCGCUCAAUGACCACUGGACCCUCAGGGACUACGCAGCCCUGCUCCUCAGCCACAUCUUUUGGACCCAUGGGGAUCUAGUGAGUGGCCUCUACCAUCAGAUCCUGCUGUCGCUCCAGAAGGUUCUGUCUGACCCAGUGAGACCUCUUUGCUCCCACUAUGGAGCUGUGGUUGGACUUCAUGCUCUGGGAUGGAAGGCUGUUGAGAGAGUGCUCUUCCCACAUCUUCCUGCCUACUGGGCCAACCUCCAGGCUGUGUUGGAUGACUACUCUGUUUCCAAUGCCCAGGUCAAAGCAGAUGGACAUAAGGUCUAUGGAGCCAUCCUGGUGGCAGUGGAGCGCCUGCUGAAGAUGAAGGCUCUUUCUCAGCCAGUCGAGGGAGGCUCCAGUGGUCUGCCGGCCACUGUGGUGGGUGCUGUGGGUUACAGGGUGAGCUCGCCUGGCCUCAGCCCCCCUCCAGAGCCCCUGUCAGAGGCUGCCCUGGGAAUUGCCAGCCACCUUCAGGCAGGUGGGGCCGGCUGUCCCUGGGAGGAGUGGACCCCAGUCCCUCUGCCUGCCAUGUACUGUGAGCUCUACUCCUUCUUUGGCGACAGCCUAGCUGUCAGGUUCAGUACGGGACCUGACUUUGGUAGCUUCCCUACCUGCACCCCAUCCCAGCUCAGAGAUGCCAGGAAGGAAGCCCCUGGUAAUGCCUCCAACCCUGACACCACCCGAAAGAUGCCACAGCUGACUGCCAACCUCAACAUUAGCCCUAGACAGGACGGGAGUCCUCGCACCGAUCCACCCCCACCCAGCCUGGCAGUGACUGGAGCAGCAAGGGCCCUGGCUCGCUCCUCCUCCUCCUCCUCCUCCUCCUCCUCCUCUUCCAUGCAGCGUUCCAGGUCUUCCUCAUCACGUUCGGGCCAGCGUUCAGCAGGUCUGUCUCGGGACGUGUUCCCUAAAGCUCGCUUCACCUCUCCUCAGAUAGGACCUCCGGCGUUCACCUUCAUCAUCGGUGGUCGGCAGAUGGGUCGACGCUGCCAAGGCCGCCGCCCCUUCCAGACAACUUUUGCCCCAACUCCACCUCUUUCGGCCAUCCCACCACGUGCCUACGCCCACAAACUUCCUGUCAUUGGCAGAGUUGGCAAACCAGUACGCCGCUGGGCCUGUUCCCAUUACUCCCUUCAUCUACCUCUCUAGUAUUAGAUAUGAGCUGCAGAGUGACUGUUACAGACUUUAACAGGCCCAUCUUCAUAUAUUUAGCUUACGCUGCCAUUGUAUUUGAUAGUGAUAAUAGUUUAAUUGAUAAAUUAAUUUCAAGGACUCUCUCUGGCUUAUUAUCACGUAGGUGAACACUUUGGACCACUAUUCACUAUGUCAACAACGGUCUACAUUGACUGAAAAAGUGAUUUAAAGCCACUCUGUGUAGUAUAUGAUGUCAUCAUUUGUCACAUUAAUCAAAAUUCUGUUUUUUCAUGUCCAACAGUCAAAAAGCUGAAGUGUUCACUUGACAGUGAUAAAAUGACAAAGAGAAAAGCAGUGAAUUCUAAUUUUUAGGAAGCUGAAACAAGUUUUGGCCUUUCUACGUGAUUUUGAUGAUUGCUGAUUUGCUUCCUAUCCUCAACUGUUGUACUUGUAGUCAUUUCUACAGUGAAUGAGUACUGUAUGUUAUAUUGACUGAAAUGACCAUUCGCUUUACAUUUCUGUCAAUCAGUAUGUCUUGAGGGUGUGAACCUGCUGAAGCUGGAGCUCUGACCUUAGUGUCAUGAACAGGGUCCCACACACACUAAAUGUAAGAAAGGUAUAGAGUGACAGGUAGAAUACCUGCCGAGGACAAUGCUGGAGCACCUGAACAGUUUAUAGGCCUGCCUUGUGUUUGAUUUAAUUUUGUAUAUAGGUGCUGUUUUCUUUAAAUAAAAAAAAUGUGCUGCACAUUUGAAUCUA
Molecule: messenger RNA, 3015 nt
Organism: Acanthopagrus latus (yellowfin seabream)
Lineage: Eukaryota; Metazoa; Chordata; Actinopteri; Spariformes; Sparidae
Gene: taf6l
Product: TAF6-like RNA polymerase II, p300/CBP-associated factor (PCAF)-associated factor
Exons: 12
Coding region: 331-2271 (646 amino acids)
Biological process (GO): RNA polymerase II preinitiation complex assembly; transcription initiation at RNA polymerase II promoter
Cellular component (GO): SAGA complex; SLIK (SAGA-like) complex; transcription factor TFIID complex
Molecular function (GO): transcription coactivator activity; RNA polymerase II general transcription initiation factor activity; protein heterodimerization activity
Source: RefSeq, a predicted model, not a curated record